This is a messenger RNA of Gongylonema pulchrum, 267 nucleotides long. Lineage: Eukaryota; Metazoa; Nematoda; Chromadorea; Rhabditida; Gongylonematidae. The record is from the annotation of a GenBank genome assembly.
AUGGUGAAGGAUCGUAGCCGAAGCCGAGAAAGGGAUCACGAAAGGCGACGUGGUCGGUCCCGUUCUCGUUCUGCAGGCCGAUCGCGAGUGGCCGAGAAAGAUCGUGGACGUCGUCGCAGUCAGGAACGCCGACGCUCAAGAAGUCCGUUGGAUCGAAGGCGUAGUCGAAGUAGGGAAAGAAGGGAUGACUGGCGACGCCAUGACGGCGUUGAGAAACCGCGAAAGGAACAGCAUGAAAAAGAAAAGGAGCCGAAGGAAGGUAAUUAA